AUGGUUCCAAAUCAGGCUUUCCAAGAUAGUAUAGAAAUUUCAUAUGCGAAGAGAGAAAGUGUUAGUGUUAGUGAUAGUGUUAGUGUUAGUGUUAGUGUUAGUGUUAGUGUUAGUGUUAGUGUUAGUGUUAGUGUUAGUGUUAGUGUUAGUGUUAGUGUUAGUGUUAGUGUUAGUGUUAGUGUUAGUGUUAGUGUUAGUGUUAGUGUUAGUGUUAGUGUUAGUGUUAGUGUUAGUGUUAGUGUUAGUGUUAGUGUUAGUGUUAGUGUUAGUGUUAGUGUUAGUGUUAGUGUUAGUGUUAGUGUUAGUGUUAGUGUUAGUGUUAGUGUUAGUGUUAGUGUUAGUGUUAGUGUUAGUGUUAGUGUUAGUGUUAGUGUUAGUGUUAGUGUUAGUGUUAGUGUUAGUGUUAGUGUUAGUGUUAGUGUUAGUGUUAGUGUUAGUGUUAGUGUUAGUGUUAGUGUUAGUGUUAGUGUUAGUGUUAGUGUUAGUGUUAGUGUUAGUGUUAGUGUUAGUGUUAGUGUUAGUGUUAGUGUUAGUGUUAGUGUUAGUGUUAGUGUUAGUGUUAGUGUUAGUGUUAGUGUUAGUGUUAGUAAACAAUCGUGCUGA
Molecule: messenger RNA, 603 nt
Organism: Eupeodes corollae
Lineage: Eukaryota; Metazoa; Arthropoda; Insecta; Diptera; Syrphidae
Exons: 3
Coding region: 1-603 (200 amino acids)
Source: RefSeq, a predicted model, not a curated record